AUGUUGUGUUACGAUGGAAAACUUAGCUUUUUUUGCUUUAUCGUCGCUGCUGUAAUCGCGAUUCUACCAGAAGUAUUGUUGAGGUUAGAAUUGAAUGUUCUCCAAGUUGCUGUAAGAGCAGUUUUCUUAGGAUAUGCCUUUGGUAUUGGGAUUAUCAUAUCCUUGAUUGCACCACCUUCGUGGCAAAUGUUCGGAAUGUACAUAACUGUAUUAGCUACGUUUCAUUACACAGAAUUCUUAAGCAUAGCUUGGAUAAAUCCUUGUACUCUGUCUAUUGACAGCUUUAUCUUAAAUCACAGCAUAGCUUACGGAGUGGCAGCAUGCUCUAGUUGGAUAGAAUUUUUUGUAGAAAGACAAUAUUUUCCUGUGAUGAAAGAAUCUUCCUUUAUAUCAUACUUUGGACUAGUAUUAUGUAUUUGUGGAGAAAUUUUGAGGAAAUUGGCAAUGUUUACGGCUAAGCACAAUUUCAACCACAUUGUACAGAGUGAAAAGAUGGAAGAUCAUGAGCUGAUCACUUAUGGGGUUUAUGGUAUUUGCAGACAUCCUAGUUAUGUGGGUUGGUUUUAUUGGUCUCUAGGAACGCAGCUGAUACUUCAAAAUCCAUUCUGUUUUCUUGCAUAUACUAUGGCAUCUUGGAAGUUCUUCCACGAUCGCAUUUUAAUUGAAGAAAUUACUUUGCUUAAUUUCUUUGGACAGGAUUAUGUAGAAUACCAGAAGAAAGUUAGUACAGGACUGCCUUUUAUAUCUGGCUGCAAACUGAAUUUAUAG
Heterotrigona itama is the source of this 768-nucleotide messenger RNA. The record is from the annotation of a GenBank genome assembly. Lineage: Eukaryota; Metazoa; Arthropoda; Insecta; Hymenoptera; Apidae.